Molecule: messenger RNA, 1813 nt
Organism: Sinocyclocheilus anshuiensis
Lineage: Eukaryota; Metazoa; Chordata; Actinopteri; Cypriniformes; Cyprinidae
Product: nuclear receptor subfamily 2 group F member 5-like
Exons: 2
Coding region: 65-613 (182 amino acids)
Source: RefSeq, a predicted model, not a curated record
AUUUUCUAUCUGUUGCAAUGUCUCACACGUGUGGGCCUUUUUUGUGUAGGUGGCGCUCUUGCGUAUGUCGUGGAGUGAGCUGUUCGUUUUAAAUGCUGCUCAGUGCUCUAUGCCACUGCAUGUAGCGCCCCUGCUGGCCGCUGCCGGUCUACACGCUUCCCCCAUGUCAGCCGAAAGAGUGGUGGCCUUCAUGGACCACAUACGUGUCUUCCAAGAGCAGGUGGAGAAACUGAAAGCUCUUCAGGUAGACACGGCUGAAUACUCCUGUCUGAAGUCCAUCGUACUCUUCACCUCUGAUGCCAUGGGUCUGUCUGAUGUGGCCCAUGUGGAGAGUAUCCAGGAAAAGUCCCAGUGCGCUCUCGAGGAGUAUGUGCGUAACCAAUACCCCAAUCAACCCAACCGAUUCGGCCGCCUGUUGUUACGGCUGCCCUCCCUGCGCAUCGUGUCUUCUCCUGUUAUCGAACAGCUGUUCUUUGUGCGACUGGUAGGCAAAACGCCCAUCGAGACCCUGCUGCGGGAUAUGCUACUUUCCGGCUCCAGCUACAACUGGCCUUACAUGCCUGUCCAGAGAGACCGACCCAUCUCACUCCAUUACAAUGAGAACGGGCCCUGAUCCUGCCCCCAUAAUCCAUAUCACACCCCAGCUGCCAUGGGGUCAUGGCCGAUACAGAGAAUCUGUCAGCAAGCCACGCCCCUUUCUGCCACAUCAUCACCUGCUCACUUACCUGAAGCACCAGCCGUUUGUUCCGUCAAGGGGAAUGGACCACAGCGCUCAUAUAGACACCGAACUGUUUCCUACAGAGGUUUUCUAUGAAUGAGGACUGAACGAGAACAUUCAUUCCUGAUUUUGACUCAACCAGAAGCCAUUAAAGCUGAUGCCAAAACUUUACUAGAACAGCUAUUAGAUGGACCUCGAAAACCACUUGUAUUAACGGGAGAGUCAAGAUUCUGUCUGUUUAGUUGGAGGUUUGUAUUUCACCCCAAAUACAACCGAGAGAACGGCAUGACUCUUGCAGGACUCAUUGGAGAGAAAGCCAUUGCCAAAGUAGGACAGGCAACUGAACUCUCGGGAGCAUUUUGUGGAAAUGAUGACUGAGGUGAAAUUUCGUUUGUCUCAUUGAUUUUUGCGUUUAGGUCUCUGAUGAAGUGGGAAGACUUGAAAGAGGCACUUGAAACCAGCCAGAUAACCCUCACUUUCCGUGCUUUUCUCAGCUGCAUCCAAAUAAUCAGCACAUCUAGACAGAAUGUUGCCGUGUCAAGCACAACAUGCAUCUUGUUAAAUACAGGUGUUUAUCUCCUGUAGCUUCAAGAAAAACACUAGGGUAAAAUAGGGUAUUCUGGGACAUUUUGGAACGUCGGGAAAGCUCCGAUGUGUCCAAGCCAACAAAGUCUAUGCUAACUGUACCAUAUUCUAACUGGGCUGUCAUAGGAUGAAGUCUUGUUUGAUUGUGUAAAGUGUUGAGGUGGCAGUCAAACAUGCAAAAAUGACCCAGAUUACCCUAAUUCACCCAACAAACUCAAGACCUCAAUUAUGCCAAUAGUCUGCCUUUGAUGACCAGGUAUAUUGUGUAGCAUACUGUAGGCUUCAUCAAGUAUUUUUGUUACUUUCUUGCUCGUUUGAAUAUGUUUAAACCCCACUGUCACAUUUUUUAACAUGGCACUACAGCUUUUAAGGCAGCAUUUGGAUAUAAAAGCCAUUGGACCUUUGAAAGCAGGACCUGUUGUAUUAGUUCACAGAAUAUUUCUAUCAAAAUAUGUUUUUCUGUAUUUUAGGUUUGGAGAAAUUAAUUAAUUAAAUAAAAGUCUGUCAUUC